CGAACAAGUUGUUAUUGCUUGGUUAGGGAGCUAGCUAGCCGAAGGUGAGGGAACUCGAGGUCAAGGGACGGAGCCAAACAACUUGCAGACAAAUGGAAGACCAGCUAGAGCCAUCAUCUGGCGACUCCCAGUCCCAUGCUGUUAUCGUGGACAUCCCGUCCCUGGCGAAAUCACUGGAGCAGGAGCUAACUAGACACCGCCGCCUUCUCGGUGGCUCUACACCAUGCACCCCGACCAUCGGCAUGGUGGGGAAACUGACCCGCAAUGUGGAUCCGCAGGAGUACGAUCCACAUCAUGUCUCCAUCGGCCCCUACCACCGGAAAAGGAGCCCCAACGUCGGGAGGUACAACGACAAGCUAGCAAGCCUCGACGCCAUUCUUGCAGCGGCGACUCCUGGUAGUAAGACUAAGACGGUGGAGGUGUACCUCGCCGAGCUAGCCACCGACGAGGACCGUGCGAGGAGCUACUACGCCAACACGUUCGACGACAUGACGAGCUGUGAGUUCCUGCGCAUGCUGCUUCUCGACGCCUGCUUCUUGCUCAACUGGCUCGUCAAGGGGGGCGGCAACCAGCAGGAGAUCGACGCGGUUCUGCGCGACGUGCUCUUCCUCGUCGAGAACCAGAUACCAUACUUCGUCGUCGACAAGGUCCACAAACUAACCUCAUCUGGUGCCGCCGACAUUAUUGUCGUUCCAGCUUGGGAGACCAUGGCAGGGCACCUCUCCCAACGUAUCCUGCAGAAGCAGCAGUACACGAUGGCAACGAUCAAGCCGCCGGCGGCGGAGCCCGGCAACCUCCUGGACCUUGUGCACAUGCACUUCUUGGAGCCCACAACCACAAGAGCAAUAAGUGUAACCUCGUCACCCACCGGCCAGCAGCAGCCAGUGGGCAGGUGGCGCACGGCAAUGGAGUACCACAUCAGCGGCGUGAACUUGAAGGGCCGCCCCGUCGGCGCCGGGUCGACGGAAGCCAGCUCCAUCCUGGACGUGAAGCUGGACAGCGGCAGCGGCGGCACGCUGGUGGUGCCCCGCCUGAGGAUCGACGCCGACACCGGGCGGAUCCUGCGCAACCUGGUGGCGCUAGAGCAACAGAACCCCGAUGUCGGGAGCCACGUCACGGCGUACUGCAUCUUCAUGUCCCAGAUAGCGUGCACCGCCAGCGACGUGGAGCUCCUGUCGAGGAGAGGGGUCAUCGUGCACCUCCUCGGCAACCACGGCGAGGUCGCCACCUUCUUCUCCGACCUCUGCAAGGGGGUCCUGUUUGACCCCGACGACGCCGACCGAAACUACCUGAGGGCCACGUGCCAGGAGCUCGACAAGUGGUACCGGAGCCGCCGACGGCGGUGGAUAGCGUUGUUGUGGCACAAGUACUUGGCCAAUCCGUGGCUUGCCAUCGGGGUCAUGGCUGCGGCCCUCGGCCUAAUUUCCACCCUAGUGCAAACACUCUAUACUGCUUUGAGCUACUAUCGCUCAGCGCAGUGAAUGAAGUAAAACCUUCUAGAAAUAAUAAUGGUACUGCAUGGUACAUUUGGUUGCUA
Molecule: messenger RNA, 1537 nt
Organism: Sorghum bicolor (sorghum)
Lineage: Eukaryota; Viridiplantae; Streptophyta; Magnoliopsida; Poales; Poaceae
Product: UPF0481 protein At3g47200-like
Exons: 2
Coding region: 93-1481 (462 amino acids)
Source: RefSeq, a predicted model, not a curated record